UAAAAACAGGAGAGCACAGCCCCAUUCCAGAGACCUGAGGGAGGAAGGUCUGAGGCAUCAGCACCCCCGACCUGGCUCCUGUGACUCCAAAGUGAAACUAGGGACAUGGCCCUUCCCAAGACCUUGCUCUUCUCCCUGCUGCUCCUGGUGGCUGCAGAGGCCGGGGGUCAGGAGCCUGGGGUCCCGGGCUGUUACCUGCACCCCAUCAACGUGACUGUGCGGAGUGACCGCCAGGGCACCUGCCGGGGCUCCCACGUAGCUCACGCCUGUGUGGGCUACUGUGAGUCCAGCGCCUUCCCUUCCCGACACUCAGUGCUGGCAGCCAGCGGCUAUCAGCACAACAUUACCUCCGUCUCCCAAUGCUGCACCAUCAGCCGCCUGCAGAAGGUGAAGGUGGAGCUGCAGUGCCUGGGAAGCCGGCGGGAGCAGCUGGAGAUCUUCACAGCUCGGGCCUGUCAGUGUGACAUGUGCCGCCUGUCCCGCUACUGA
Dromiciops gliroides (monito del monte) is the source of this 489-nucleotide messenger RNA. RefSeq names its product glycoprotein hormone subunit alpha 2 (gene GPHA2). The transcript has 4 exons. Gene Ontology annotation, molecular function: hormone activity; hormone receptor binding. Gene Ontology annotation, biological process: cell surface receptor signaling pathway. Bases 106 to 489 code for a protein of 127 amino acids. The record is from RefSeq and is a predicted model, not a curated record. Lineage: Eukaryota; Metazoa; Chordata; Mammalia; Microbiotheria; Microbiotheriidae. Gene Ontology annotation, cellular component: extracellular region.